AUGGUUAUUGAGACUGCUCCAAAUUCAUCUGCAUAUUGCGUUUCGCCCACACAGCGGGAGGCUUCAACACUUGUCUCGGAAGUUAUUGCCACAUCGAAAGCUAUCGUCGUUCCACCUGUGAGUAGUUGCUCGUCGUUAGCACCUCAGUCCAACAUUGUCAAUCAUCGAGAAACUAUCUUUGGAGUUGAUGAUGAAUGUUGGCAGUUGAGUAGUACAUCUAAUAUGCUUUCCAGUGGAAAUAUGCAAUUAGCAAGUGUUUCCAACGCAGUUUCAGCAUUACCUUCUGCAACAGCGGCUCAUCGUCUCGUUUCUACCAAUAGCCAUUAUCCAGCGGUCUAUCGAAAAAACACCUUAAGCUGUACGUCAAGUGUACCAGUAACGAAUGGUUUCGCAAGCGGUUCAACUGUCAAUCGAUUCAUACCAAACGGUUCUAUUUCCGGAUCUCCUCUGCGAGCUCAUUCACCUCGAACUGUACCAAAUGGUAAAUCACAAAAUGCCGGUAGUUCGCCUCGUUCUUCUCUUGCUAGUUAUUCUUCGUAUAGUUCAAUGGUCAAUCAGACGAGUGCGUAUAGUCCGACAUACGUCAGGCGAUCUCCUCGACAGUCAUCAUCUCCGAUCAAUGAGGAUUGUUUAGUAGUAAUUCACAUGCGUGCAGACCUACAAGGACGAUACGGGUUUAACGUAAAAGGUGGCGCAGAUCAAAAUCAUCCUGUGAUUGUAAGUCAGGUUGCUCCAGGCAGCUGUGCCGAUAGAUGUAAUCCGAGGCUGAAUGAAGGCGAUCAAGUGCUCCUAAUUAAUGGUAUGGAUAUAACUUCGAUGACACACGAACAGGUUGUUCAUUUUAUCCGUGCCACACGUGAUUCGAAUGAAGGAGAACUCGUACUUACUAUCAGGCCAAAUGUAUAUCGCUGUGGUGGUGAUAUCGAAGAAACAGAUGGUUUGCAUAUACCCGAAGUGAUGCAUGUGGCGGAAACGGUGCCGUGGUCUGAUAAACUUUCACAGUCUCUUAUUAUGCUGAAAGAAUCACUCUCAUCUGGGAAAAUUGCCUCGCAGUUUGAGCAGUUGUAUCGGAAGAAGCCAGGCUUAUCCAUGGAUGAUUGCAAGCUAUCAUCAAAUAUUAACAAAAACCGAUAUCGAGAUGUUUGCCCUUAUGAUUGUACUCGUGUAAAGAUUAUUUCUCCAACUGGUGAUUAUAUUAAUGCAUCUUAUGUUAAUAUGGAAAUUCCAUCCAGUGGAAUUGUAAAUCGUUACAUUGCUGCACAAGGGCCUCUUGCGCAUACUUCUGGUGAUUUCUGGUAUAUGGUCUGGGAGCAGCUCUCUACCACAAUUGUCAUGCUCACUACUACCGUUGAGCGAGGUCGAAUCAAGUGCCAUCAGUACUGGCCUAGACUUUAUGGAAGUCAUGAUUAUGGUCGCUUACAAAUUUCGUGUAUUAGCGAACGGGAAACUAUCAGCUGUGUUUAUCGAGAAAUAUCAAUCAAAGACAAAACAACGAAAGAAGAAAGGCGGGUAAGUCAAAUGCAGUACACAGCAUGGCCUGAUCAUGGUGUGCCUGAUAACCCAAAGCAUUUCAUCGAAUUCGUUGAUGAGGUUCGCCUUGCUCGAGCUGGAUCGGUUGAUCCUAUCGUUGUCCACUGCAGUGCCGGAAUCGGACGUACAGGUGUCUUAAUUCUGAUGGAAACAGCUGCAUGUUUGGUAGAAGCUAACGAACCUGUUUAUCCUCUCGAUAUUGUCCGUGCAAUGCGUGAUCAACGUGCUAUGCUCAUACAAACAUCGGGUCAGUAUACAUUUGUAUGUGAAUGCAUAUUGCGUGCUUAUCAUGACGGUUAUAUUAAGCCACUGGCAGAGUAUUGCAUGCGGUAA
Molecule: messenger RNA, 1863 nt
Organism: Thelazia callipaeda (thelaziosis nematode)
Lineage: Eukaryota; Metazoa; Nematoda; Chromadorea; Rhabditida; Thelaziidae
Source: the annotation of a GenBank genome assembly